AUGAAACGCAUGACGAAUCCACAUGCCUCAACAAUACAUCAACAACAACAACAACAAGAGUUGGAUUUGGAUGAUGAUCCGCAGGGAGCCUAUGUUGAUCUGGAUGAUCCCAAUAAUGAGAUUCUCGAUGAAAGUCACCUCCCAGAAAUUGAUGAUGAUGAUGACUACGAUAAUGAAAAUGAAGAAGUCACUGCUGAAACAGGUGGUAAUAAUGGAACCACUUUAAAGAAACGUGCUGGUAAAGGUAUUCACUUUAAACAAGGUGAAGUGAAUGAAAAUGAAGAGAAUAAUAUAGUUGAAGAAGAAGAAGAAGAAGAAGAAGAAGAAUUGGCUGGUGAGGAUCUUAAUGAUAUGCCUGAUCGUGAACCCGAACGGGAUGAUGCCUUGUGUGUUUUUCAUACACCAGAUGCCCAACCCGUACAUGCCGUAGCGGCUCACCCACGUGAUCCUCAUCUCUUCGCUGCUGGUGGUGAAAGUGAUGAUGUACACAUCCUGCGAUUUAGCUAUAAUAAUAAUAAUAAUAAUAAUAAUAAUAAUAAUAAUAAUAAUAAUAACGCAGAAGAAAAAGAAAAAGAAGGAUAUGUGGGAAAUGUACGUGUGGUGGCGGCUUUACGUGGAUGCCAUACAGACACCGUGGCGGCAGUGGCCUUUUCACCGGAUGGUAGUAUGCUCGCCUGCGGUGGUGUGGAUGGUGUUGUUUCUAUUUGGUCUACCACUACUUGGCUACAAGAAGAAGAAAACGAAAAACAAGAAGAAAAUGAAAAACAAGAAGAAGCCAAAGAAUUAUGUGGUCUUAGUAGUGAAGUUCUUUCUCUCCUUUGGCAUCCCACCAGUCGUGUUCUUGUCGCCACCGCAGCAGAUGGUCAAGCAGCAAUGUGGAAUGCCAUGAGUGGAGCUCUUGCGGUUUAUUUCAGUGGACAUAGUGGUUCUGUUAACUGUGCUGCUUGGGCUCGUCAUUAUAAACGUAUUGUGACUGGCGGUGGGGAUGGAGAUGUGAUGGUGUUUGCCCCGCGUACAGGAGCUGUGGAGGCUCGAGUGGCAAAAGGACUUUCACCGGAACGUGCACCUGUUACCACACUCUGUUGUUUAGGCUGUUCUCUUAGUAAUAAUAAUAAUAAUAAUAAUAAUAAUAAUAAUAAUAAUAAUAAUAAUAAUAAUAAUAUGAAUAAUAAUAAUACACAUGGACAGGAAAUGGAAGAAGAAGAUGAUGUGGAUGAUCGUUGUGUGGUGGGAUGUGAAGAUGGAAGUAUGCAUGUGAUUGCCCUUCGCAGUGGACGUGCGGUAGCGACAUUGCAGGAAACACAUUCCCAAGCCAUUGAAAGUUUACGCAUGACAGAUCGUGAUAUCACUCCAAGAUUACUUCUUUCUGCCUCUUGUGAUUGUAAAGUGGCGGUUUGGGGUGUAGUGGAUCUCACUUUACGCGUGGUUAUUCACGUUGGGGAAAGUGUUAUUCCAGCACGAUGGAUGCGUGGACAUUUACUGGUCGCUGGUUGUAGUGAUGGAGAAGUACGCGUCUGGGAUGGACGGGCUACGGAACAACAACCACGUGUACGAUUAAUGGGUCAUCGUCGAAUGAUUCUCGAUCUCGCCGUACCAGAGAAUAAUAAUAAUAAUAAUAAUAAUAACGGUCUGAUUGUAACGGGAAGCGAUGAUGGUACGGUACGUUUCUUUUCACUGCCUUAG
Trypanosoma theileri is the source of this 1683-nucleotide messenger RNA. RefSeq lists its product as uncharacterized. The transcript has a single exon. The coding region runs from base 1 to 1683 and encodes 560 amino acids. Gene Ontology annotation, molecular function: protein binding. NCBI's taxonomy places the organism in Eukaryota, Euglenozoa, Kinetoplastea, Trypanosomatida, Trypanosomatidae. The record is from RefSeq and is a predicted model, not a curated record.